Molecule: messenger RNA, 1275 nt
Organism: Penicillium oxalicum
Lineage: Eukaryota; Fungi; Ascomycota; Eurotiomycetes; Eurotiales; Aspergillaceae
Gene: png1
Product: peptide-N4-(N-acetyl-beta-glucosaminyl)asparagine amidase
Exons: 3
Coding region: 1-1275 (424 amino acids)
Biological process (GO): glycoprotein catabolic process; protein quality control for misfolded or incompletely synthesized proteins; protein deglycosylation
Cellular component (GO): nucleus; cytosol
Molecular function (GO): peptide-N4-(N-acetyl-beta-glucosaminyl)asparagine amidase activity
Source: RefSeq, a predicted model, not a curated record
AUGGCGGACGGCAAAUCCCAGCGGGCCGCCCAGCCUGCCUCUGGUACGAACAACACCACCGGAUACGACGCCGCCUCCCUCAGCCAGCACUCCCUCCACCACCAGCUUCUCGAUUCCGCCGCCCUCGCGAGCGCCGCCACCUCCUCCUCCCUUGGCGCCGACACACGCCCGACCUCACAAUCACAACCAUCCCAGCCCAAACCAGCACUUCGGGGGCUCCCCCUGAUGCCUGCGCCCCCUCAAGAUGCGGCCUCGAUCAAAUUUUUCAAUCUCCUCAAAGUUCUCUCCGUCACGCCUACCAAAUACGAAAACCCCGGUUUACUGGACGAGGCGCUGUGCACCCUCCCGCUCGAUCGUCUGUACUCGGAAGCAGAGGAGGAAUCACAAAUCCUGAACGCCCAGGCCGCCAGUGUGGGUAGCAAGCCAGAAUGGGGAUAUCAAGAUUGUGUGAUCCGGGCCUUGCUCAAGUGGUUCAAGCGGUCCUUCUUUCAAUUUGUCAACAAUCCACCCUGCUCGAGAUGCUACAUGCCCACCAUUGCCCAGGGAAUGACCCCUCCUAGCCCCGAUGAGACCGCCCGUGGUGCCACGCGAGUCGAGCUGUAUCGGUGCUCAGAGCCCACAUGCGGUGCAUACGAACGGUUCCCUCGCUACUCCGACGUCUGGCAACUGUUGCAAACACGCCGAGGUCGUGUGGGGGAGUGGGCAAAUUGCUUCAGCAUGCUGUGUCGUGCCAUGGGCGCCCGGGUGCGCUGGGUGUGGAACUCGGAAGACUAUGUCUGGACAGAAGUCUACUCGGAGCACCAACGCCGCUGGAUUCAUGUGGAUGCGUGUGAAGAGGCAUGGGACCAGCCCCGCCUAUACACCGAGGGCUGGCGUCGCAAGUUGUCGUACUGCAUUGCAUUCUCCAUCGACGGGGCGACCGACGUCACUCGUCGCUAUGUUCGCAACUUCUCCAAGCAUGGCAGCCCUCGCAACCGUGCACCCGAGGAGGUUGUCCUCUGGUCCAUUGGAGAGAUUCGCCGUCAGCGUCGCGACAAUCUCACCAAAUCGGAUCAACGUCGUCUGAUGAAAGAGGAUGAGCGCGAAGAGCGGGAACUUCGCGGAUACAUCGUGUCUGCCCUCGCUGCGGAGAUUCAAAACAUUCUUCCCCGUAGUCUGGCCGGGCGCCCCGGAGAGCAGAAGCACGCCGACGCCCGCCAAGAAGCGGCCAGCGAGUGGCUCAGCGCCCGGGGGCACGGUCAUUCAGGACCAGAUCGCUCGAAUGGUGGUCCCUGA